GAUCAGGCCCCAGCAGUCCUAAAUUAUCUAACGCGAAAGUCACAUCAUUUUUUGCAUACUUCUAAUUAGCUGUACAAAAUGAUUAAGAUCACAUUUUUACUUAUGAUGAUCGGCGUUUGCCUGACUUAUCCAGCUGAUGAAGUAAAACCCCCAAUAGUAAACGUCGUGCCAGAAAAUGUUCGAAUGGAUCCAGUACCUAACCAGCCAGAACCUGAACAAGUCCCAAUUUCUGAACAAGAAUCAUUCGAGAAACCAGAGGAAGAUUUGACGACUGACAACACCUAUUGGUGGCGUAGAUCUUAUUAUCCUCGCAGAAGAUCUUAUUAUUACUACCCCAGAUCAUUUUCGUACUACAAAUCUUACCCCUACUACAGCUACUGGAACCCCUACAGCUGGUGGUGAAGUACAAGCGGCUGAAACAUAACUACCGGAAAUAUUGUGAUUUUUAUGUAUUUUAAAAAUAAAAUAAGGUUUUUAAUUAAAUUUUUCCUAACUUCGUUGCCUGUACAGUACAUAAAUACAGAACAUAAUUUG
Hyposmocoma kahamanoa is the source of this 534-nucleotide messenger RNA. RefSeq lists its product as uncharacterized. The transcript is spliced from 3 exons. The record is from RefSeq and is a predicted model, not a curated record. Bases 79 to 402 code for a protein of 107 amino acids. Lineage: Eukaryota; Metazoa; Arthropoda; Insecta; Lepidoptera; Cosmopterigidae.